Alternaria arbusti is the source of this 2502-nucleotide messenger RNA. RefSeq lists its product as uncharacterized. Gene Ontology annotation, molecular function: beta-mannosidase activity. The transcript is spliced from 5 exons. Bases 1 to 2502 code for a protein of 833 amino acids. Lineage: Eukaryota; Fungi; Ascomycota; Dothideomycetes; Pleosporales; Pleosporaceae. The record is from RefSeq and is a predicted model, not a curated record. Gene Ontology annotation, biological process: glycoprotein catabolic process; carbohydrate metabolic process.
AUGGCGAAGGCACAGGCUCUCAGCGUUCACGUCUUGUCGAAAGGAUGGACGUUCAAGCAGGGUGAUGAUUCUGCUAAGGAUGCGUGGAUGCCAGUCAAAAAGGUCCCUACGAAUGUUCACCUGGACCUGAUGGACAAUGAGAAAAUUCCAGAUCCGUUCCUGGGCUUCAAUGAACUUGAAGCAGAAUGGGUAGCAGACAAGACCUGGACCUACAAAGUCGAACUGCCUAAAGUACCAGAGGCGAAGGAAGGCGUCGUACAUAUACUCGCAUUUGACGGCCUCGACACCUUCGCCACUGUCAAGCUCAAUGGAGAGACUGUCCUGAAGAGCGACAACAUGUUCGUCCCGCAUCGCCUUGAUGUGACUAAGAAGCUCAGCUCCGACGGCGUUAACACUUUGGAGAUCGACUUCGCCUCCGCACGUCUUGAAGCUAUCAAGAUCAAGGAGAAGUAUCCGGAUCACAGAUGGAUCGGAUUCAACGGCGACAUGUCAAGGCUUGCCGUGAGGAAGGCCCAGUAUCAUUGGGGCUGGGACUGGGGACCGAUCUUGAACACUUGCGGUCCGUGGCGCGAAGUACGACUGGAGACCUAUCAAACACGAGCAAAGGACCUGAGAGUCGACUAUAAGCUCGAUGAUAGCCUCAAAUCCGUCCAAGGAACCAUUUCUGCGACUGUUGAGGGCGACUCGGCGGAUAGCGUCAGCUUUGAUGUAUACGAUGGUGAUCAACGUGUCUUCAGAGAGACUGCGAAAAUAAGCGACGGCAUUGCUAAAGUGGAUUUCCAUGUCAGCAGUCCCAAGUUGUGGUACCCGCACGGUUAUGGCGAGCAGCCGCUGUACACUGUCACUGCAACGGUCCUUGCCAAUGGCACAGACGUUCAUCAGAUAUCACGGCGAACAGGAUUCCGGAAGGGCGAACUCAUUCAGGAGCCGGAUGCGAUUGGCAAAAGCUUCUACUUCCGUGUCAAUGGCGUCGAUGUGUUCUGUGGCGGUUCGGAUUGGAUCCCCGCGGAUUCAUUCACUCCCCGCGUAACCGAGGAGAAGUACCGUAAAUGGCUCGAGAUGAUGGUCGAUGGCUACCAAAUAAUGAUCAGAAUCUGGGGCGGCGGCAUCUGGGAAGAAGACAUAUUCUACGAGCUCUGCGACGAACUCGGUGUCCUUGUGUGGCAAGAUUUCAUGUUUGGGUGCGGCAACUAUCCCGCCUUUCCGGACAUCUUGCGAUCAAUCAAGGAAGAGUGCACUGCCAACGUCACCAGAUUGCGACAUCACCCAUCCAUCAUCAUCUAUGCGGGGAACAAUGAGGACUACCAGGUGCAGGAGUCGUAUGGCUUGACUUACGAUUACGAGGACAAGAACCCGGACAACUGGCUAAAGACCGAUUUCCCGGCCAGGUACAUAUACGAAAAGCUGCUGCCCGACGUCGUUGCGGCGGAAAGCCCACAUGUGCCAUAUCACCCAGGGUCACCAUGGGGCGACGGACUUAAGACGUCAAACCCCACAGUGGGUGACAUGCAUCAGUGGAAUGUAUGGCACGGCACACAAGAGAAGUACCAGAUAUUCGACACGCUCGGGGGACGCUUUAACAGCGAAUUCGGCAUGGAAGCCUUCCCACACAUCGACACGAUCAAGUACUACUGCACCGACCCCUCUCAGCUUUACCCGCAAAGCCACAUGCUUGAUUUCCACAACAAGGCCGACGGCCACGAGCGGCGAAUAGCCACGUAUCUGGUGGAAAACUUCCGGACCAAGACCGACCUAGAGCUGUCGCAAGCCGAAGCACUAAUGUUCGGCUACAGGGGCUGGAGGCGCCAGUGGGGACAAAACAGGCAUUGUGGUGGUGCACUCGUCUGGCAGCUCAACGACUGCUGGCCAGUUACCUCGUGGUCCAUCGUCGAUUACUUCCAGCGCAAGAAACCGGCUUACUACGCCAUGCGCCGCGUACUUGCCCCGAUUGCUGUGGCAGUCAAACGGGCGCAUUUUGAUUGGAGCGUCGUGCAUGCCAGAGUGCCCCCAACGAGCGACUACGAAGUCUGGGUCGCGAGUCAGAGGCUAGAAGAAGUGGUCGCAACUGUUGAGCUGCGGUAUAUAAGCGUUGAGAGCGGCAAGGAGAUUAAGAAUAAGAUCGUCAAGAAGGAUAUCAGGCUCGUACCGAACGGAACGACCGACGUUCUGUCAGGCACGAUCGACAACCGGAACGAGGAGCCGCAUGUCCUAGCCGUACGCAUAUGGGUCGAUGGCGAAAUCGUGUCGCGCGACGUCGAUUGGCCGCAGCCACUCAAGUAUCUGGAUUUCAAGGACCGCGGGCUGGAAGUCGUACCCCAAGGCGAGACUAUCACAGUAAAGGCACAGAAGCCGACCAAGGGUCUGGUCUUUGAGGAGCGCUCUGGCGUCCUCGUUCACGACAGCGCUAUAGAUGUUAUUCCUGGCGAUGAGCAAGUCAUCAAGGUCAAGGGGCUGGGUAAGCAGGACGAACCGUUGAGGUGGACAUACUUGGGCAAAGAGUAG